GAAAGAAAAAGAAAAAGGAAAUUUAUGACGGGGGAAGGGUUGAAAAUCUGCCCUAUUUUAAACCAAAGUACAAAUAAUAAAAUUGAAAAUAGAAUUCCAGUUUCAUUAUUCGUUGUUCAUCCCAAUCGAGAGAGGAAGAUGCAUCUAUGGCCUUCAACGAGAAUCAGAGACUCUUUCAAGCACGCUUACAUCAAAAAGCUGGAAUGGAACCUCCACAGAAUGAAAAUCCAAAAGCAUCAGCACCAAUCUUCUAGCAAACAGAACUUGUUGGAUAAAGAAGAAGCAUCUGAUGCUGCUGACGCCGAAACUUCAGAACCUUCCCCUUCAGUUUCUUUUGGUCAACGAGUUCUUGAAUUCUUCUCAGAACUCUUUCAUCUUCUUUCCUGUUGUUACUGCUGUUACUGCUGCGGAGCUUGCCUCCCCGACGAAGAACAUUAAUAUUGAUGAAGAAUAGAAGCUUGGAAUUGAUAAAGAUAGCUGAUUGAUGCAGAUGAUAUUUACAUUAUGUGUACUGUAUAGUAAUCUUAGCCAUUUACAGGUAAUUCUAGCAUUAUGAACACUGACACAUAUUGAUGUCCUUUUCUUUCAUUAGGUUGAAGAUAUUGUUAAACCGAUAACAAUAGUAUAUACUCAUCUUGGAUUUAGAAGCUGCCUACAUAGCUCAAUUCGUCUAGACACAUGCUCUAAAAAUUAAAGUCUCUCUCAAACAUUCGUCUUCUAUUUUGGUAAAAGCUAGAUUUGGAAAAUCUUCCUAAAUAUAAAAUCAUCAGGUACGGUAUUAAGUAUAUAAGACCUUAGCAUGGCUUAAGAAGUUCAUAGUCACCCUUCACAUCGUGGUCGAUGUGAAGGGUAUAUACUCUUUUCCAAAAUGUAUAUGAGGAAGUUGGAUUUUGGACUUGGUAGAUUCAACAUACCUUCAUCCAAACUUCAAAGUCACUAUCCAAACCAUUGGAAGACCUAACACAUUAUUUUCGUCCAGUUUUAGGCAGGUCUAAACAAUGAACUUCGUGCCUUGAAAUGUAAGCUGAACAAACUUUGCACCAUGGUCGUGCCUUGAAAUGUAAGCUGAACAAACUUUGCACCAUGGUCGUGCCAUUAAGAAUGAAGAAAUGAAAACGCCAAUUUAUCCUUCCUAUCGAUGUCAAACUAACGAAAACUGUAAAAAAUUAUCAAUUGACUAACAUUGUGACCAUAAAUUUGGGUAAUAUAUUCAGUAAUUUUUUUACAUGAAAAUUAUUUGUAUGAUUUAUUAGAAGUAAAGUAAUAAUAAAUGCGGACAGUGUUCUUAGGCAGAAGUAGAACACCAAAACGCAAACAAUUAAAAGAAUCCCCAACCACUUCCCAUACCCUCAUUAACUACCCAAUGCCUCAUCACUUUCACUCCCCAUUCCUAAUUUUCCCUCCACGCAACCUUUCAUUGUGAACUGAAAAUCUCCGACUGCCAAAUGGUUCACCCGGUUGAAGACGCCGAUGAGCAGAGCCCCUUCGGCUCUCUCACCGCCGAUGAGUUCUAUGCUCGUCAUUCUGUGACUCACGGCUCCGAAUUCAUCACCAAUUCCAGGGGCCUUAAACUAUUCACUCAAUGGUGGAUCCCUCAACCUCCGGUCAACCCAAUAGGUAUCAUCGGCAUCGUCCAUGGCUUCACCGGCGAAACUAGCUGGUUCAUACAACUUACCGCCGUCCACUUUACCAAGGCCGGAUUCAUCACUUGUGCCAUUGACCAUCAAGGCCAUGGAUUUUCCGAAGGCCUUCUGUAUCAUAUACCUGACAUUAACCCCGUUGUUGAAGACUGUAUUUCCUUCUUCGAUUCAUUCCGUGAGCGUCACGCGCCUUCGUUACCUUCCUUCCUCUACUCGGAGUCCUUGGGCGGCGCGAUUGCUCUUCUAAUCACGCUCCGUCAGAAAUCGACGACGGAGAACUCACGACCGUGGAAUGGCGUUGUUCUCAACGGCGCGAUGUGUGGAAUCAGCCCCAAGUUCAAACCACCAUGGCCAUUGGAGCACUUUCUAUCUUUAGCUGCCGCUUUGCUUCCGACUUGGCGCGUGGUUCCCACCCGCGGAUCAAUACCGGAUGUAUCUUUUAAAGUGGACUGGAAACGGAAGCUUGCAACGGCGAGUCCCCGACGCGUGGUGACGCGUCCUAGAGCAGCGACCGCGCAGGAACUUAUGAGAGUGUGCAGAGAGUUGCAGGAGAGGUUCGAGGAGGUGGAGGUUCCAUUACUGAUAUCGCACGGCGGCGACGAUGUUAUCUGCGAUCCGGCGUGCGUGGAGGAACUAUACCGACGCGCCACCAGUAAAGAUAAGACGCUGAAGAUAUAUCCAGGUAUGUGGCAUCAGUUGAUUGGCGAACCUAAAGAGAAUGUGGAGCUUGUGUUUGGGGAUAUGGUUGAGUGGCUCCGGAGUAGGGUUCCUGGGGAUGCUUCUAUCAUGGCGGCCGGAGGAGAGUGAUCCACCGUCGAACCACAAUUAUGUCAAUCUAACGUUGCUUUUCAAUAAAUGUUGGUUAGUUUUGAGGGUUUUGACUCCAAAUUUCUAGUACUACACAAUUACCUUCGAA
This is a messenger RNA of Cucumis sativus (cucumber), 2556 nucleotides long. RefSeq names its product caffeoylshikimate esterase. Lineage: Eukaryota; Viridiplantae; Streptophyta; Magnoliopsida; Cucurbitales; Cucurbitaceae. The transcript has 2 exons. Gene Ontology annotation, cellular component: membrane. The record is from RefSeq and is a predicted model, not a curated record. Bases 1446 to 2447 code for a protein of 333 amino acids. Gene Ontology annotation, molecular function: lipase activity.